CAUCAUCACCACCACCACAACCACAACUUCCAUCGUCUUGCCUCCGCAUGGCCUCGUCGUCAUCCUCGACGAGGGCUCGCACCUCGUCCGGCCUCCCACGGGAACCGGUCGGUGGACCCUCCACCUCUUCGCUGCCCCCCGUCACGCCCCGCCGCAAGUACAAGCGCAAAAGCAGCGCUGCUCCUUUGAGCAGCAAGCAGUUCGAUAAGAUGACGCGACAGCUGUUGAUGGUCCAGCAGUCGACGCGCAAGGCCGGUGGAGAUGGGAUUGAGGAAGAAUCAGAGGGAGCGCUGGGUGCCUCCAAUGAUAAUACGCCGCCUGCAGGCGUGCCCCCUGCAGACGUUCUGGCCGCGUUGGACCUCAAUGGGAAUGGGCCUGCGGAUUCGGAUUCGAUCGUUGCACUUGGCCAGCCGGGGAAACAUCGACCUGCAGUUACGACUACCUCAUCGACGACGCGCCAGCUCGGUGAUGGUGCAGUGCAGACUGUACGUGAGACGGAGGAGGUGAAGAGGAGUCAGGUAACGGAGCAUUGGCUGAGGAAGAUCAGAGGGACGGGGACCACGGCUGGGGAAGGGCCAUCCGGGUCUACCAAGGGGCCAGAUGGAUUGAGCAUGGCUAGGGCGGCUGUCAAGGGCUUGCAAGGGAGGAGACAAGCUCCCACAGAUUCGUUCGCGCACGAAGGAUCCUUCAUCUUCAAUCCUCUUGGCCGCAGAGUGCCUAGACAGUCGCCUCGCAAACCAGCAGCACCACCGCCAGCAGACCUGCACCGAUCCAAGACCAGCUCGAGACCUGUCGAUGGUCAGGUCAAUGGCGAAGACGCGGGCGACCUUCAAGCGCUCGACGAUGAUGGCGCAGAGCCUGCGGACGACAUUCAGGCCGAGCCCUCUGGUCUGACCAUGAUGUCCCGCGACGUGCAAGAGGCAGCCAUCAUCGAAGACCUUCUAUACGUCCUCAUGGGCAUCGAGGGUCAAUUUAUCACCUUCGCCCCCGGCUACGAUCCAGAAGACACGGCAUCCCAGCUCCGCGGCCCAACAUACCACGUCGACGCAUCCCUCGACGCAUCCCUCAAAGGUCUCGUGCUGCGCAUCCUCCCGCUUGCCUCGUGCUAUUCGGCCGUCACUGCCUUUGUGGAUUUGGACUCGACGAUGCACUACGGGACGGUCACUCAUGCUCUCUGCGCUGCGAUCCGGACGGUCCUGUGCGACUACGAGGCUCUGCUUGUCAGCCUGGAGCAUCAGAUGGCUACCUCACCGCAAUUCACGCUGCAGAAGCUCUGGCUCCUCAUUCACCCCACUCUGCACAUCUUCUCGCUGGUCUACGCGCUCGUGAGCGACAUCGCCUCCAUCACGCACGCUGAUAUUCUCGAGUCAGACGAUGAAGAGGGAGACUCCGAUGACGACGACGACAGCGACGCGGCGGAGGACGAGGAGAUGAAGGAGGCUCAGGCCGAGCUGGAGAGGGAGCGCAAGGCCCUCUUUUCAGGCCAAGACGCUCAGGCAGAGGGAGGCGAUGAGGACGCAGUGCAAGGUGGCAUUGCCAAGGGCGGCGAGGUGUUGAGCAUGCUCUGGGAUAGGGUGGAAAAGCAGUCUGGCGAUCCACGAGCGCAUCAGCUCUUCCUCGACCUCUUUCACCAAGCAUCUCAGCCUUACGCGCGCAUUCUGGUCACUUGGGUCUCGACCGGCGUACUCGUCGACCCAUACGACGAGUUCAUGGUCUUCGAAGACCAGAAGGUGACUUACGAUUCCCUCAAGACAGAUCCAUCGGAUAUCUACUGGGAGCAGCGCUACACGCUGCGAGAUCAGAACAUCCUUGCGAGCCGGGAGAGAGAGAGGCAAGGCCUGAGUGAGGAGGACUACGAGGCUCGCCUGCAGGAGGACGAGCAGCUCAUCGCCAACGGACGUGGCCUCUUCACCGGCGGGGCAAAGAUCCCCAGCUUCCUUGAGCCUUGGAAGUCCAAGAUCCUCCUAGCGGGUAAAUACCUCAACGUCGUACGUGAAUGCGGCAUCGAUGUGGCUACGGUCAUCCCGCAGCCGCCACCGCCGAGCGAUGCUGAGGGAGCAGACGCGGGCGAGCGCUUCGUCAUGACGUCUGACUCCUUCCUACGACGCAUUGAAGAAGCCUACCACCUCGCCAACACGCAGCUGCUCCACCUCCUCCUCCACGACUACCAUCUCAUCGAACGUCUUCGCUCCCUCAAGCACUACUUUUUCUUCAGCCAAUCCGACUUCUUCUCCUCGUUCAUCGAGCAAGCCGAGCGCGAGUUGCGCAAACUCGUCAACCCUAUGCACGUGCGAGACAGCGUCAAGACGCGACUGCAAACGCACAUGGGCAUGGUACUAGGCAGCUCGGCCGUGGUGGGGUUCGCAGACCCGUACAAGGAGGAUGUCAAGGUUGGCACCGCGCUGGACAAUCCGUAUGAAAGCUUGAAGAGGAUUGCGAACACGCGCGGAGUCAAGGGAGGAGCCGAUGCCGCGGAGGCGAUUGCGCUGAAGGCCAAGAUGAAGGCGAGGGAGAGGGACUAUACCGCGAUUCUCCUCGACGUCCUCGAAUUCGACGUGACGGUCAAAUUCCCCGUCUCUCUCGUCAUCUCCCGCAAGAACAUGAUCCGCUGGAAGUUCCUGCAUACGAUCCUCAUCCAAUUGAAAGUGACCGAGCGCCAGCUAAGUGACGUUUGGCUGGAGCAACAGGCCAAGCACUGGCAAGCGCGCUGCAGCGAUCACCCGGAGCUGGAAGGGUGGAAGAUGCGCACUUUCAAGCUGCGUCAUCGUAUGACCUUCUUCGUCCAGAGUCUGCUGGCCUUCUUUACUGGAGAGAUCAUUGAGCAAAAUUGGGCGCAAUUGGAGAAGAAGAUGGAGGGCGCUCGAACUGUUGAUCAGUUCCUGCGAGAUCAUACGGACUUCUUGAACGAGUGCAGAAAGGAGUGUAUGCUUACGGAUGUGCGCUUUGUUGAGUUCCUCCAACGUCUCAUGAACAGCGCUCGCGUCUUCUACGAGAAUCGCAGCCGGCUCGACGACCAUGUCCUCAUGACGACCUCGGCGUGGGCAGCAGCCAAGGCCUCAGAUGGGCCCGACGCCAGACCUGCAGAGCUAGGUGCAGACAUGUGGCGAGCUCUGGAGAAGCAAGAGAGCAAGUGGGCCAGGGCAAUGAAGGGGUUCAAUAGCACGGUGCAGUUGCUGGCUACUACGGAUAACCCAGCGGCAUUGCCGCUCGCGAUGAGGUUGCAGUCUGCUUGAGUGGACCCGACGUAGACCUUUGUUUUUCCUUCUCUUUGUAAUUGUAUUCUCGAUCCUCUUGCACUCG
Messenger RNA from Jaminaea rosea, 3300 nucleotides. RefSeq lists its product as hypothetical. The transcript has 4 exons. Gene Ontology annotation, cellular component: gamma-tubulin small complex; equatorial microtubule organizing center; centrosome. Gene Ontology annotation, molecular function: gamma-tubulin binding; microtubule minus-end binding. Bases 48 to 3233 code for a protein of 1061 amino acids. Gene Ontology annotation, biological process: mitotic cell cycle; meiotic cell cycle; spindle assembly. The record is from RefSeq and is a predicted model, not a curated record. NCBI's taxonomy places the organism in Eukaryota, Fungi, Basidiomycota, Exobasidiomycetes, Microstromatales.